AUGUAUGUAGAUUUAUCUGCUUCUUUUCCUCCUAAUUGUAGGGCAUUCCACUACAAUAACCAAACCCAGCUAUGGGUUAAUACUACAUGUGAACUAGACCCAUUUUCAGAUUGGGAUACUGCCUACUCCCAGACUUUAUACGCAUUCGGAACUGACGACUAUUUCGAUUUCAUCAGCUUGGUUGGUAGACAGCUAGCUAUAGAGGUUGUGGAUAUCGGGGGAGUACCAUUAGAAGCAUUAAAAUACAUUAUCAACGAGAGGCUUGGUAACGAAACAAUCCUUAGAAGAGAUCAGGAUGACUCUCGCCCACAAUAUUAUUUCAAUGAAGGUGGUCAGUCACAAUCACUUGGGAGAACGCACAACCAAGGCUGUGAUUGGCAAUCGUUCUUGCCUCGUGCAACCUCCUACAAAUCAGCUGUGAAAGGAAUGAUAUGUGAAAAGCUGGCAGAAAAAACUCACUGGAUCAAAAGUUUGUGGAACAUCUUUAGUUCUGCAAGCUUGGGAGACAGCUUGACUAUGUCAAGGUUAGGUACAGCAUUCAAAGAAUCGGAUGCACAACAUAAAUGUAUUAGCCGAUUCCUUGUUGUUAACAAAAAUAUGAACUCGGUUUCACCGGGAGAAGCAGAUGAACCGGUUAUACUAAUCGGCGUGUUACCACGCAAUAAGUCAGGUGCAAAUUGUGAAACAGCUACUUCUGCUAAAGAAAUCACUAGAAAUAUAGUUUCAGUAUUAAGUGUUGCUGGUCAAAAGUAUAUGGUUGCAUUUUGUAUUACAUUAAGAGGAAAAAACGGUUGGUUUGGAUCUAAUCACUGGUUUGGCCUACUUAAGUUCUUUCCCAUGGUAGAUGACAAUAAUAUCAAUUAUUCAAGAAUAGCAUGCGAAGAGCUGUUAUUAUAG
Molecule: messenger RNA, 897 nt
Organism: Scheffersomyces stipitis CBS 6054
Lineage: Eukaryota; Fungi; Ascomycota; Pichiomycetes; Serinales; Debaryomycetaceae
Exons: 2
Coding region: 1-897 (298 amino acids)
Source: RefSeq, a predicted model, not a curated record